Messenger RNA from Scheffersomyces amazonensis, 3056 nucleotides. RefSeq names its product putative alpha-1,3-mannosyltransferase (gene MNN15). Gene Ontology annotation, cellular component: Golgi apparatus. The coding region runs from base 379 to 3000 and encodes 873 amino acids. The transcript has a single exon. Gene Ontology annotation, biological process: protein O-linked glycosylation. The record is from RefSeq and is a predicted model, not a curated record. Gene Ontology annotation, molecular function: alpha-1,3-mannosyltransferase activity. Lineage: Eukaryota; Fungi; Ascomycota; Pichiomycetes; Serinales; Debaryomycetaceae.
ACCCAAAACUUCUAUUUACGGAAAUUCGACGUACAGUAAUAUUUCCACUUCCAUUCCAUUUUCAUUUCCAUUUCCAUUUCCAUUUCAAUUGCUGCCCAUUUGCUUCCAUUCAUAAUUUAUAUAUUAACCUUCCCAACUUUUCUCUUGCUUGUUCAGUACUAUUUCAAAUUAUCAGGUACACACAGUACUUAGUAGAGAAUCACAUCUAAACUAUAAUUCGCACGUUGAGUUCCGAUCCGGUCAAUCGGGGAUCUAAAAAAAAAAAAUUAGGAACACCGAUAAAGCUUAAAAAGUAUUUCACAGCUAAAGUUGUAGGGUGUAAAAGCAGAACAGAUUAGGCCACACGCCAGGUAAUAGUAUAGAACAAUCAGGAAGUGAAUGUAUGUACGCAUGAGAUUUACCUUGAAAAGAUUGGUGACGUUAGGAGUUCUCCUUGUGGUGGGGAGUGGAAUAUUCUUUCUACUUAAUGCCAGUUCCGGAAGUCUAACUCAACUCUAUCAAGAUAUAUUCAUAUUCGAACAAUUUGAUUACAAUAGUUUUAAACAAUCUGAUUAUAUCAUACGUCAACAGUUACAUUACUCCAACUAUUUAUAUUCCGGAUAUAAUGAAUUUGUUAAAAAGUAUGGAUCAACAAAUAAGAUUGCCAAGAUUCCGUUGGAACACAAAUGUCAAACGUUAUUCGAACAAUUCGAUGCGCAAUAUCCCGAAUGGAUGUUUCCGAGAUUUGAGAACCCCUUAGAUCAAUUUGAUAAAAGUAUUACUGAUAAGUUACUGUUUUUUUCUAAAAGUAAGAGUGUCAUACUUAAACAAGAAAGAGAUCGAGAGAUUCAAAUCCGAUAUGAGGAACAAAAACGACAACUCGAACAAGAGAUGGCCAAUGCUAAUGAUAACGAUAAGACUAAUGACAAUAAUGACAAAAGUAACAAUAAAGAUAAGAACAAUAAGGACAUUAAACCCACUCCUAACCAGGAAGACAAGCCUCCUCGAGAAUUUAGUUAUCGAGAAAACAUCACCAUAAAUAAUCAAUUCAAACAAAAAAUACUAAGAUCUAAAGAGAUUGAACAGUCAAUGGCCGAUACAGUCACCCUCCUCAGAUUAUACAAUAAAUGUUACUUGGAAAAUCGAGACACUAGAAGCAAGAAUGCUAAGAAUGAAGAAUUGUUCAAUAAAUUCUCUCAUAAAUUCUUUAGUUACUUCACCAAGAAUUUACCUACUUUUGAAUUUCCAGCAGGUAAGGAUCUUCCUACUAAUGAAUUUCCUAUACUUAAUCAAACCAAUGGAUUUCAACAACAAACCAUAAAAUUUGAUAGUGAGAAGCAGAAUAUGAUAGACUUUCUUCAUGAAAAUAGUAAUGGUAGAGGAAUUGUAAUCUCAGCUGCCACUAGACAUGCUAAGGAUAUUAUACGAUUAAUCCGACUUUUAAGAGCCAUGAACAAUAGAUUACCUAUUCAGAUUAUAUAUAAGGGAGAUAUUAAUAGAAAAUCUAAAGAAUUAAUUGUUCAAGUGGCUCAUGCCGAUAUUGAAACAUUAUUAGAUAAAUCUUCAACAAAAGAACAUGAAUUGUAUAUGCCUGAAUUAGACCUCUUGGAACUGUAUAAACAAUAUGGAUCUGAAUUCCCUAAGCAAGAGAUAUGGUUUGUUAACUUAUCAAAUACUUUUGAAAAGGGAUUUAAAUAUGCAUUUCCAGGAUAUUCCAAUAAAAUCCUUGCCUUAUUGUUUAGUUCAUUUAAAGAAAUUAUUAUGUUUGAUGCCGAUACCAUUCCUUUAGUACCAUUAACGGAAUUCUUUGAUUCUCCAAAAUAUCAAUCGUCUGGAACGUAUUUCUUUAGAGAUCGAAGUUUAAGAGAUACUAAUGAUUAUAUUGAAACCAAUUACUUUUCUAAAUUAUUUCAUACCAAUGAGAAAUCCAUAGAUUCAUUCUUUGAUAUUCCUCGAAUUACCUCUAAAACUAUGGAAAAUGCUUAUAUGACAGGUUAUAGACAUCAUCAAGAAGCUGGAGUAGUUGUCAUUGAUAAAGUUCGACAUUUUGGAGGAGUAUUAAUGGGGUUACCAUUAUCAUUAUGGAAAGAACCAGUUAAAUCAUCAAUUUGGGGUGAAAAGGAAAUGUAUUGGUUAGGUAUGGCUAUGGCAGGAGAUGAGAAUUAUGAAUUUAAUGAUUAUGGAGCAGCCAGUAUAGGAGAGUUAACACCAGAAAAGUUUAAAUACUAUCCCAAUUCAAAAGCCAAUGAGAUUUGUUCUUCCCAUCCUGGUCAUGUAGAUGGUGAUGGCCGAUUAUUAUGGUUAAAUUCUGGAUUUGGAUAUUGUAAAAAGAAUGGUUAUUAUAGAGAUCGAGUUAAACAUCCAUUUUCAUUAAUGAAAACUGAAGAAUUGGAUAUAUUAUUUAGAUCUCCGGUGAAAAUUAGAGCCGCUAUUGUACCACCGGAACUUCCAUAUUUUAGGCUUCCUGGUUCUCCACCAGAUACUAGUAGAGAAAAAGAAUUAGUUAAUAAAUGGGGCACUAGAAGAAGAGAUACUGAUGAAAUAACUCUUCGAGCUGUUAAAGCGGGGGAAUUUCCUGAUAUGACUAUCCCUUGGGAACCUCAAAAGGGUUGGGUUAAAAGUUCUAUUUGUAAUGGAUAUCAAUAUUGUGCAUAUGAUAGUAUACAAAGUUAUAAUGAUACUAGUAGUACAGAAGAUUUAACAUUUGAUAGAGGUUAUACAUUUGAAUUCCUGGAUCUGGAUAUUAAGAUGUAUGAUUAUUUAGGAAAAGUCUGGAUAACUUCAUCUAAGAAUGCUCUUGACCCUGACAUCCUGUUGGCUCAGAAGCAAGAAACACCUCCUACUCCACAACAACAAAAGGAUACAAAGGCCAAGAUAGAACAGAUUAGAAAAGAUAAUAAUUUGCCAUCUCCAAAGGAUGCAGAGGUUAAGGUAAAGGAAGAGGUGGAGCAGCAAAAGGUUUUGGAUGGAGGUGAACAAGUAGACUCGUCAAACACAAAGAAUGGAGAUAAGCUGUCGUGAAUAGGACUACAUAGAGCAUAGUAUAUAUCAUAUAGUAUAUAUCAUAUAGUAUAUAU